ACCUUCGCGUUGGGGUUUCCUUUUCCACGGGAGAAUCUAAAAGUCCUUUUUUAGUCUACUCUCUGCUCUCUAGUCUCUACUUCCUCUUAACUUUCAUUUUCUCUGAGAAAAAAAGAAAUUAAGGAAACUUGUGUUAGCAAUGGCGUCACCUAAAGAACACAUCGAUGCGAUUAGAAAAACAAAGUACUCAAUCGGAGGAGAACCCAACCCAUUGACAGAAGACCUUCAUCAAGCCGUUCGAAACUUAUCCGCCGAGCUUUAUACUAAAGAUGUUCAUUUCCUCAUGGAACUUAUCCAGAAUGCUCAAGAUAACGAGUAUUUAGAAGGAGUGGAUCCAUCACUAGAGUUUGUGAUAACUUCUCGAGAUAUUACGGCGACCGGAGCUUCGGCAACGUUGCUGAUGUUCAAUAAUGAGAAGGGAUUUUCUUCCAAAAAUAUUGACUCUAUUUGCAGUGUUGGUCGUUCCACCAAGAAAGGGAAUAGGCGAAGGGGUUAUAUUGGGGAGAAAGGAAUUGGAUUCAAGAGUGUCUUUCUGAUCAGUGCACAGCCCUACGUAUUCAGCAAUGGCUAUCAGAUACGGUUCAAUGAGGCCCCUUGCCCUCACUGUGGUCUUGGCUACAUUGUUCCUGAGUGGAUUGAUGACCUGACACUUGACGACAUUAGAAAGGUUUAUGGAUCUGCGCUUCCAACCACGGUCAUUGUGCUUCCCCUGAAGCCUGACAAGGUCAAGCCAGUGAAACAGCAGCUGUCAAUCAUCGAACCCGAAGUUUUAUUAUUCCUUUCGAAGAUCAAGCGUCUUUCUGUCAGGGAAGACAAUGAGGAUCCGAGGCUCAAUACUGUGAGUGGGAUAGCUAUUACAAGUGAGACUAAUUUUGUGACAAGGAAGAACGUCGAUGCUGAGUCCUAUACUCUCUGUCUUUCCGCUGAGGAAAAGGAUGGCAAGUUCGGAAAAGAGUGCAGCUAUCAUAUAUGGAAGCAGAUGUUUCCUGUUAGGCUGGAAAACAAAGUGGAAAGGAGAAUGGAUGUGGACGAGUUGGUGAUCACGUUGGCUUUUCCGAACGAUGAGCGUCUGCAUAGGGGGAUGAACUUACCUGGGGUCUACGCAUUUCUUCCAACGGAGAUGGUGACCAAUUUCCCCUUCAUUAUUCAAGCAGAUUUUGUUUUAUCAUCAUCAAGGGAAACAAUACUCUUAGACAACAAAUGGAACCAAGGGAUUCUUGAUUGCGUUCCCACUGCUUUUGUCAAUGCUUUCAUCUCACUGGUGAAAAUGACAAAUGAGGCCCCGGUUUCUAGUUUACGUUGGAUGUUCAAUUUCUUGCCUGUCAACCGUUCCUCAUACCAGAAAUUUAAUGCCAUUAGGGAAACAAUAAGAUUGAAACUGGGGGAUGAAAAUAUACUACCAAGUGAUGAGUCUUGCACGGGCCAGAAGUUUUUCCAUAAACCUGGUGAAGUUGGUAGAAUUAUGCCUGCUUUCUGGGAUAUUGUGGAGAAGGCAAGAAAGGAGGGGGUAGGCUUGCAUAAUCUGUCAUCACAUGGAACAUAUAUCUUGCAUCCCUCUUUUGAUGUGGCUGAGUAUGAUAAUAUUCUGAAUUUUUUGGGAGUUGGACCGGUCGACAACAGAUGGUAUGCAAAGUGCAUCCAAGGUUCUAAUCUUGUAUUGGGAGUUUCGGAGAGCCUUUAUCUUGAGCUUCUUAUCUUCCUUGCAGAGAACUGGAAGAACAUAUUCUAUGGUACCAGCAUUAUAAACGUACCACUUCUUAAAUAUGUUGAUCUUUCUGGAUGUGUGUCCUUGUGCAGUAUCAGUGAAUCCAUGCAACAUACUCUAGGGACAAUAUGCCGAUCUCAUCAAUUUGAUCACUUGUCAUGGAUGAUUGGUUGGAAUAGGGAGUUUGGUGGUGCUACAAACUGUCUUUUUCUUCCUGAACGCACACAGGAUGCCAUCCGUACAAGCUUCAAGAAAGAAACAAUUUCAGGAUGGCUUCAAAACCUGGUCAAGGUUGUUUCAGUAAGUGUGUAUGAAUAUGCAGCUGCCCUUAUUGACAGUCUUGGUAGUAAGCCGAAGCUUGUUAUUGCCUAUGCUCACUUCUUAUAUCAUUCAUACCUGAAGUUAUUUGUAACAUCAGCAGAAGUUGGUAAUUUGUGUGGCAUCAUGCCUCUGGUUGAUAAUUAUGGUAAUGUCAAUGUGACCAAGAAGUGGAAGAUUCUUGUUCCAGCUAAUGGAAGCAAAUGGAACAGUUUAGUUGGUUCUAAUCCACUGAAAGCUGAAGGCUAUAUUGAGUUAGGGGAAGAUUACUUGCAUCAGAGGACUUUUGCUGGUCAAUUCACUCCUGGAAAGCAGCUUUUGAAGUUUCUAAUAUCACAUGUUGGUAUUUCAGAUAUCCCAUCUCUCUCUCCUCCUUAUGCUGCGCUUCCUGCUGUCUCUUCACCCCUCACAAAGGAUAACACUUUCUUGCUUUUGGAUUGGAUUCAGCACUUGAAAAGUAGAAGAACGCCAAUUCCAGAAAGGUUUCUGACUAGCAUAAAAAGUGGACACUGGCUGAAAGUCACCAUAAAUGGCUCUUCUGGCUACAAACCACCAGCACAAUCAUUCUUUCAUUCAUCUUCGUGGGGAGAUAUUUUGCAGAAUGGGUCAGUGUUUGUUGAUAUUCCACUAAUUGAUCAGACAUAUUAUGGAGACAGAAUAAAUGAUUAUAGGGAGGAGCUGAAAAUUAUCGGAGUAAUGUUUGAGUAUGGCGAAGCAUGUCAAUUUAUCGGGGACCAUCUCAUGCGAUUGGCAUCUUCAUCAACGCUAAGUAAAGAUCGUGUGCUUUCCAUUCUUGGUUUCAUCAGAUAUCUGAGGGAAAAAUGCCUCCCUCCUGAUGAAUUUAUCCGCAGUAUCAAAGAAGAAAGGUGGCUAAAGACUUCCUAUGGUUUCAAAUCACCUGUGGGAGCUGUUUUGUUCGACGAGGAAUGGAGAACAGCCAUACAAAUAUGUAAUGUCCCCCUCAUUGAUCAAGCAUUCUACGGUGAUCAAAUCCUUGGCUACAAAGACGAACUCAGCCUGCUUGGCGUUAUAGUUGGCUUCAGUAGAUGCUAUCAGCUUGUCAUUAAUCACUUGAAAAAUUCUUCGUACUUGACCUCUAUGAGUGCUGAUGCUUUUCUUUUAUUGCUGGAAUGUAUGCGUUAUGCAGGAUCGCCUGAGAGGCUUGUUACUACACUUAGAGAUGCAAAGUGUUUGAAGACGAAUCUUGGUUUCAAACCUCCAUCUGAAUGCUUUCUAUUUGAUCAAGAGUGGGGCUGUCUUCUACAAGUUUUCACUUGUUUCCCAAUAAUCGAUCAAGCUUACUACGGAAGUAUCAUCUCUAGCUACAAAAAUGAGUUGAAGAGAUUGGGUGCUGUUGUGGAUUUCGAUGUAGCAGUCAAAUCCUUUAUCAGCCGUUUCAAGCAACGGGCAUCGUCAUCAUCUCUUACAAAAGAUGACGUUUUGUCAUUCCUCUCAUGCUGUAGACAACUAAAGGGAACGUCCUAUAAGUUUCCCUCUGACUUAAAGAAAUGCAUACUUGAAGCAAAAUGGUUGCGGACUCGGCUUGGUGAUUUCAGGUCUCCGAGAGACUGCAUACUCUUUAGUCCGGAAUGGGAGUCCAUCUCUUCAAUUACCCUCCUUCCUUUUCUUGAUGAUAGUGAUAGCUUCUAUGGAAAGGAUCUUCACAAGUACAGACAUGAGUUGAAGACUAUAGGAGUAGUCAUUGAAUUCAAAAGUGGUGUGAAGUUUGUGCCUGCUUGUCUCUAUUUCCCUCGAAGUACUGACAGUAUAACUCCCAGAAUUGCACUUUCAUUUCUCAAUUGCUUGAGAAUUUUGUUGGAAGACAAGAGCUACACCUUCUCUGAAUCAUUUCUUAAAAAAGUUUCAGAAAAAUGGUUGAAAACCUCUGUUGGUUAUAUGAGUCCAGGUGAUUGCUUACUGUUUGAUAAGAAUUCAGACUUGAAACCAACUGAUGGACCAUUCAUCGAUGAAGGAUUUUAUGGUUCCGAGAUUAGAACAUACAGAAAAGAGCUAUCUUCUAUAGGUGUUAUUGUUGAUGUUGAGAAGGGAAGCACCCACAUAGCCAAUCACCUUGAUCUGCAUUCAGAUUUUGCCACAAUCAUUCGAAUAUAUAAAUUCUUGGCAGAAGUAGAAUGGAAGCCUGAGUGUGAAGCUAAACGGUUAAUCUGGAUCCCAGAGGGAAAUGAAAAUGGAAGAUGGGUAAAACCUGAUGGAUGUGUUCUGCAUGAUAAAGAUGGACUCUUUGGUUUGCAGUUGAAUGUUUUGGAGAAGCACUAUAAGAACAAAGUACCACUGCAGCUCUUCUUUGGUGCAGCAUUUGGUGUCAAAUCGUAUCCUUCACUAGAUGAUUACUGUAAACUCUGGAAAGGUUGGGAAACUUCAGGACACCGAUUGUCGCAUGAUGAGUGUUGUGCAUUCUGGAGGUUUGUUUUGCAGCACAAGAGUUCAGAGGAAGAGCAAAUUCUUUCUGAAAGUUUGGUGAAGGUCCCUGUGGAUUUAGGUUCAGAGGGGAUUAUGUUAUUAGACAAGCAUGAUGUGUUCAUAGCUGAUGAUCUUCAGCUUAAGGAGCUUUUACUCCAAUCUACAUCUCAUCCUCUAUUUGUCUGGUAUCCUCAGCCAAGUUUACCUGUUUUGCCUCGGACUAUGUUGUUCGAGUUAUAUUUGAAAAUCGGGGUUCGGAUGAUCUCUCACUCUGUACAGAAGAAAGACUUAUCCUUUACAAAUGGCCUGGAACUUAAGCAGAUCAAUCCUAGAGAUGCCAUGCUUGGGAAAGAGCUGCUCCGACUUAUUCUUGGAUUUUUAGCAUGUUCAUUAAAAAUGGAAGCUGAGAAAAGGCAUGAAUCUGUUCAGUCCCUCCGCAAUCUCACUGUCCUUGAGACUUCGGAACCGAUUGCUGUUGUAUAUAGUUUGUUAUUAUCUUUAGGUGAAACCCAAGAAGUUCAAGCUAGUCGAAUGGUACGCUGGGACAAAGAGAGCUCAAAGUUUUUCAUUCAGAAGUUGGAUGAGUCUGCUGGGCAAAAGGAUCGGCUUGAAUAUGCUACUUAUUUCUCAGAAGCAGUUGCUGAAGGACUACUGUGGGAGAAGGAAGAUCAGGUCAGUUCUCUCUCCGAACUAGUCAAGCUGGCCUUCAUUCUGAAAUUCGAUGAAGAUGCUGUCAGUUUCCUGAUGAAAUCCAAGAAUCUGCAAGUGUUUGUGGAGGAUGAAGAUUUCCUAUCUGCUGCAUUUCCUAAUGAAUAAGUGUUUAAGGUAUAAGGUAUAGUAUGAAACAUAGUAAGGUGUUCAGUUGUGUGUAUUAAAACGUAGCUUAUGAAACAUAUGCUGGUGUGUGAACUUUAAUAUUUUGAUGCAUCUGUAAGAACUGGUUUGGAUGAAUAUAUACAUGCAUUUAUAUGUA
This is a messenger RNA of Gossypium raimondii (Peruvian cotton), 5417 nucleotides long. RefSeq lists its product as uncharacterized. Lineage: Eukaryota; Viridiplantae; Streptophyta; Magnoliopsida; Malvales; Malvaceae. The transcript is spliced from 3 exons. Bases 140 to 5260 code for a protein of 1706 amino acids. The record is from RefSeq and is a predicted model, not a curated record.